Molecule: messenger RNA, 2615 nt
Organism: Sphaeroforma arctica JP610
Lineage: Eukaryota; Ichthyosporea; Ichthyophonida
Exons: 7
Biological process (GO): regulation of transcription by RNA polymerase II
Molecular function (GO): RNA polymerase II cis-regulatory region sequence-specific DNA binding; DNA-binding transcription factor activity, RNA polymerase II-specific
Source: RefSeq, a predicted model, not a curated record
AAGGCUGGGCACGAGGGGCAAUUCCAAAUACCACUACUACGGUAUACGCAUCCGGCCCGCAUCCGAACUGUACGGGCAAGUGUUGGUAGACUAUGACGGAUCGUCAGCGUCGCAUUCAAAUCGCAACAGCGUCACCAAACACUCGAACCGGUACUCUGUUACCAGUGAUGAAGGAGGGUUCCAUGAUGGACUGCUGUCACACACACAGAGUUACGGCAUGGAGGCUGCGUCUAGGACUCACAGCGGUCGAGAGUUUGCAGCCCACACAGGAGGCAGCAAAGCACGCCACGGGAAGACCAAACCAGCAGCAGGCUCGUACCAAGUGCUCGAGUUACCACUGCCACCAUUCCCCACCAUCAGCGAGUUCGCAAACAUGCGCGUACCGGAUGUGCGGGAUAUGGCGGAGCGCAAUGAAACAGAAAGCAUGUCCAGUGAACUGGUGUCUGGGAGCACUGGUAGGAAUCAUCUGGCAGAUGACAGCAGCACAGCUGGCGGGGCUAUUGCUGAGCCUGCGGGUACAAGUUCAGGGCUAGCAGCGCGUACGGCGUCUACUACUGGUGUAGAGGCAGGCUCAGUGAAUGCGGGUAGGAGCGAUACGACCAGACCCAGUGAGCCGUUAGACGGGAUGAUAAAGGGAGACUGUAUGGAUGUAAGUAAGGGAGCGAACGCUAAUGGGGGUACUCUGGGCGAUAACUCAGUGCACAGUACUGCGAGCGGUAUCGCGCCGGUGAACAAAGUGGAGGAGGGGUCUUCUCGACUAGGGCAACAAGAAACACCUCAGACACACAAGCAGCAGAUACCUGACGGCAACUCAGGCCUGGACGGCACGAGUAUACCAUCUCGCAGCAGCACGAACGAGCCUGCGAACACACAACAUAUUAGUAAGAACAACACCAGGACCCAGCAAAUACCGGGGUUGAGGCCGCCUGUAUUAGCCACCUACCAAAUGGCUGAGAAUCUCGAGACCACCAAGUUUAUCGCCCUAUUCAGGGGACACUGUGAAACUCUGCUGCAUACCCUGCAAAAUCUGACCUUUGACCAGCCCGAGCCCAGUUUCUACACAAUGGCAUCGGUGAUUCAUGUGUUCUGGAAGGAGUUGUCCCUGGGGAGUCUGAGAGUGGCCAGCAGCGCAGAGUGCUGUGCGUAUAUAUAUCGGUGCGAUAGUAUACUGUACGAGACUGCGCUCAGAAGUCUGUUGCCCGACGUUCUGGGCAAGAUCUCUCCCGCUGUGACCAAGUCUAUCCGACUGCUAGCCAAACAGGUAGAUAGUUGGCUCAAGACCGCACUCGCCAAUGCUGGCACCGCGAAUACGAAUGCACACAACGCGGACAAGAUUAAAAUCGAACAGGGUAUUGGGAGCGCUGAAAGCAAUCCCGUGCUUGAAUCAGCGGGCAUCGACCUUACCAUGGUACUGGCUGCCAGGAGGAGGGCUCUGAAUGUAUUCACCCAUGCGCUUAGAAGGCACACCUCACUCAACCAUCUUAUACAGGCGGCUAGGUCUGUGUUGACAAACAAACAACAGGUCGUGCAAAUGCUGGACGACUGGUGUCGCAUAGACAAGAAGAGUAUGCGAGAACAGGCCGUAGCCGUGUGCGGCUGCGAUGAAACAGUCAUGCUGUCAAUUGAAUCCGAAUUCGAAGCCAUUUUGGGUGCAGAAGCGGCGGUAGAAACGUGGACCUUAUGGCUAGGCCACGUGAUUGAUCGAACGCUAGGAGACCCCGCAUCCGAGGCAUAUUACAAGAGCAGCCGGCGCUUCCUGACUGUAUGGUCCUUCAUGUCCACCCUCUUUGUGCGAGAUCUUACGCUAAGAAGUGCCAAGUCCUUUGGAUCAUUCCAUCUGAUGAGAUUGCUUCUGGACGAGUUUUCAACGUACCUAAUUGAACGCAGGCAUACCCUGUGUGUCUGUGCACCCCCGUACCCAUGCCCGGACCCCUUCCCCCCUGCAACGGCCGGGUCGGAGCACGAUAACGAUGGAACACGGCCACCUCCUGCACAGAACCCAAACGGAAGUCACAAGCAAUUAUCAGAAGAGAUAGUUGUAAAUGGGAAUUUUCAAAGUACUGUUAAGCGCAAAAGAAAAAUCUCCGAAGACCAUCAUCAGGCACGCUCGCAUAGUGCGGCCACGCAGUCUCAACCGAGAGCACCAUCUCGAAACACUAAACUACAGGCGGCGAAAACGGUACAGCCAACGUCCCUAUAUAGAACAGCCACGCAGAUGCAGCACAGCGGUCCUGUGCAUGACUUGCAAUCAACAACGAUAUCACAAAUUCACCCAGAUAUGCACGCACAAGCACCUAAACGUCCACGUAUGACACCGCUGGAUGCACACACACGAUCGAAUAUGCAGCCAAGUAUACACACUCAACCUGAGUUACAACCGCAACAGAAUACAAAUCUGACAUCAGCCGACACACACGCGGGCGAGUCUGGGUCGAAUGCUACCGAGUUGUCCACGAACAACAAAUCCAGCGAACUGAAUAAUCAAGAUGACAAUACUAUGAGACAGCGACUCGAAACUAGGUGACAAAGAUCAAAACUUUAUGAAAAAGCGGGCUAAGUAGAUUUAUUUAAUAUUAAACAACCGAUAAGAGUAUAUAACAGCAUCUAAAAUUGCG